Messenger RNA from Tripterygium wilfordii, 2259 nucleotides. Its product is annotated as kinesin-like protein KIN-10B. Gene Ontology annotation, molecular function: microtubule motor activity; ATP binding; microtubule binding. The record is from RefSeq and is a predicted model, not a curated record. The transcript has 13 exons. The coding region runs from base 79 to 2112 and encodes 677 amino acids. NCBI's taxonomy places the organism in Eukaryota, Viridiplantae, Streptophyta, Magnoliopsida, Celastrales, Celastraceae. Gene Ontology annotation, biological process: microtubule-based movement; mitotic spindle organization.
AGCGUUCCUGUCUCGUCCUUCACCAUCCACUCCCCCUCUGCAAAACUCUCCGAGCUUCAAGAGAUUACUUCCGCUGCAAUGGAAACCCUAAAACUUCCCUCAAAAACUCCAAAAACCGUGAAAUCUUGCACUCCGAGGAAACCGACUCACCCCAAUUUGACGGCGUCGAAGGUUCGAGUAAUUGUGAGGGUACGCCCUUUUCUCCCUCACGAAAUUACCUCAAAAAAUGGAAACCCAACCUCUUGUGUUUCAUUAAUUGAAAAAGAUUUUCAGUCUCGUGAAGAAGUCGCAGUUCAUGUCAAAGAUCCUGAUACCAGCCGAAAUGAGUGCUAUCAACUAGACUCGUUCUUUAGCCAAGAAGAUAAUAAUGUGAACCAGAUCUUUGAGAGAGAAGUGAGCCCUUUCAUUCCAGGGAUUUUUAGUGGUUGCAACGCUACAGUGUUCGCUUAUGGAGCUACCGGUAGUGGAAAGACUUAUACGAUGCAGGGAAAUGAUGAUCAGCCGGGUCUAAUGCUAUUGGCAAUGUCCACAAUUCUCUCAUUGUGCCAGACCACGGGAAGAACCGCAGAGAUUUCCUACUACGAGGUGUAUUUGGACAGGUGCUAUGAUCUUUUAGAACCCAAAGCUAAGGAAAUUGCAGUCUUGGAUGACAAAGAUGGGCAAACCCAUCUCCGGGGAUUAUCUCGUGUCAUCGUCAGUUCUACUUCUGAAUUUCAAGAGGCAUUCUCUUGUGGAGUUCAGAGACGGAGAACUGCACAUACGGGUCUCAAUGACGUCUCUAGCAGAAGCCAUGGAGUCCUAGUGAUUUAUGUUUCCACUCCUUGUGGUGAUGGUUAUGGUUCUAUGGUCUCUGGGAAACUGAACCUAAUAGACUUGGCAGGCAAUGAAGAUAACAGAAGAACUUGCAAUGAAGGUAUACGUCUCCUGGAGAGUGCCAAGAUCAACCAAUCCUUGUUUUCAUUAUCGAAUGUUAUUUAUGCACUGAAUAACAACACACCAAGAGUGCCCUACCGGGAUUGUAAGCUAACUCGUAUAUUGCAAGAUUCUCUUGGAGGAACAAGUCGUGCUUUGAUGAUUGCUUGCCUGAAUCCUGGUGAGUACGGAGAAUCUGUUCAUACAGUCAGCUUGGCUGCUAGGUCACGCCACAUAUCAAAUUUUGUUUCGUCCUCUCAAAAGUCGGGGACUCCAGAGCUAAAAAUUGACAUGGAGGCAAAAUUGAGAGCCUGGCUUGAAUCAAAAGGCAAGACAAAGCGUGCACACAGAUCAUGUGCAUUUGGUUCUCCCUUUUCAGGAAAAACUAAAAAACCCAUAAGUUCCAUAAAGAAAAUUAACAAUCAUAGUUCUGCUAAAGGCCAUGCUGCUCCUAAUGCUAACGAAAGGACCUUAUAUAUGCCUUCCAAAAAUCUAUUUAUGAAUGAAUGCCUCGCCGACCACUUAGAGAAUCUGCACUUUGAUGUUGAAAACAAAUUGGAAGAAUGUAAUGAUUGCACAGGUGAUAUUGUUUCAGAAUCAAUUACAUGCUUAGCAGAUGAACAAUCGGACGAGGAGGAGAAGGUAACUUCCAUGUGUUCUACUAUUUCUAUGGUUUCGUCACCUGCUAGUGGCAGAAAAAAUGCAGCACAAAGUCCUUUCAGAAAAGCUCUCUCCCCCAUCAAUAACAAUGUUGACCGUGAACGACUUGAUGAACCAUAUCUCUCAAACUUUUCUUUUUCAACCCUACUGGAGCCAAAGACUCCAAAGACACCUUUCAUGGCAAACAGUGAACAUAGCAAUAGUAAAAAUUUCCGCACUCCAAUUGAUAAAUUUAACGCCAUGAGUUCUAGUUUUAAGAGCUCUCUUAUUCAAGAAUAUGUUGACUUCUUAAACACAGCCAGCAGAGAGGAACUAAUGGAGCUGAAGGGGAUUGGAAUGAAGAUGGCAGGGUACAUUGUUGAUCUCAGAGAAACAAGCCCUCUGAAAUCGUUGAUUGAUUUGGAGAAGAUCGGUCUCUCGUCUAAGCAGGUUUAUAACAUCUUCAGAAGGGCUGCAACAGGAAUAUUCGAUAGAAAGGAAAGUCCAACACCUUGUUGUGCAGAGACUUCAUGGGUCAACCAAACUCUACCUAACAAAUAAAUUGUACUCGGUUUUCCAAUCAACUUGUAACAAGACUGCUUCUCUAGUCCUUAACUUGACUACAUUGGAUAAGUCUGAUUGUAAGUGAUUCAAUUUAUCCAAAUUUGACUGUAUAAAGUCCAAAGUUACUAGCUUUUAACUCCGGUA